ACUCAUAAAGGCUAUGUUGCCUGUGUUUAUUAGAGUUAUUUUAACUGUGCAAUGAAAGUCAUGGAUAAUACAAAGUGAAGACAUAUAUGAUAUAUUUGUUCAUCCUUGUAAAGUGAACAGCCUGGACACAUCUGCAGCAGCUGGCCCCGCCCCUUUGGCCGCUACAAGCGCCUGCUGGAGCUGCUGCCAGGCAGCGCGAAGCCAGCGACCUGAGCGACCGCUGGCGCUCAUGACGCUUUUGGUGUGAAUGCACAUGAUGAGCGAGUGGAGGCAGACAUGGUUUUCUGAUCCUCAAACAUGGCCCCAGAUCAGCCUCGACCUCUCACCAUGGUCCUGCUUGGAAAAACUGGAGUCGGUAAAAGUGCUUCAGGAAACACAAUUUUAAGACGACGAGGAUUUGAGUCGAAGCUGUCCUUAAAACCAGUGACGAAACGUAUCUCUGAGGAAACAGAAUAUGUGUUCGGGCAACACAUCUCAGUGAUCGACACUCCAGGAAUAUUAGACACCAAGUACAAAGAUGAGAUUAAAGUCUUGUGUCAGGAGCUCCUGCAGUCCUCCAGACGUUGUCUGUUUCUGGUGGUGCUCAGAGUUGGAAGGUUCACAGAGGAGGACCAGAGGGCUGUGAGGACAGCUCAGGAAGUCAUCGGGCCUCGGGGGAUGAAAAACACUUACCUGCUCUUCACUGGUGGUGAUGCUUUAAAGGACAAGACGUUGGACGACUUUAUCUUUGAAGAUGAAGAAGAAGCUACACUUCCAGAUGUUGUUAAAAUGUUUGGGGGGGCAUAUCACCUCUUCAACAAUGAUGAUGAUGAUGAAGAACAAGUCAGACAGCUGCUGGUGAAGUCAGGCCACCUCUCACCCCAACAACAACCUGGUCCCUCAGCUGAUGUCUCCAGAGACAGGAGGAUCGUGCUGCUGGGUCGACCUGGAGCAGGAAAGAGUUCAUCAGGAAACACCAUCCUAAGAUCUGAAAAGUUCAAAUCAGGCUGUGGCUUUGGUUCAGUCAGUACUGAGACAGUCUCUGAAUCAGCCACAGUGGAGGGUCGUCAGGUCACAGUGGUCGACACUCCUGGAUUCACUGAUGCUGUUCUGACUCCUGAACAGCUGUACCUGGAGAUCAUGAAGUCAGUAGUGAAGGCCAGUCCAGGACCUCAUGCUUUUGUCUUUGUGGUCAGAUUAGGCAGAAUCACAAAAGAAGACAUCAAACUGUUUGAGAUACUUCCCAAACUGUUUGAGGGAGGUGCCUCUAAAUACUCCAUGGUCCUGUUCACUCAUGGAGACGAUCUAAAAGGUCAAACUAUGGAUAGUCUGAUCAGGUCCAACAGACACAUGUCAGACCUGGUCUCCAUGUGCGGGGGUCGAUUCUGUGUGUUUGACAAUAAAACCAAAAAAAGCAGAGAGCAGGUCAGAAGCUUCCUGAGUAAAGUAGAUGAGAUGGUGUCAGCCAAUGGUGGAGGACACUACACUGAUGACAUGUUCAGGAUGGCUGAGACGUUCAUUAUGGAAGAAAGGAGAAAAGACGCAGACAAGACAGGUCCAUCAGUAAAGACAGGUUCAUCAGCAGAGACAGGUCCAUCACUAUUGAAACAUGCCUGGGAAAGAAUAUGUUAUUUUUUAAAAUUAUUUUGGAAUGCAAUCUGUGGACUUUUCCAAAUGCAUGUAAGAAGCAAUACAGAUGAGAGAGAUAAUGAUUCAGUGCCUCUUCUCCUGACCAGGAGGAACCAGACACUUAAAAACCUCAAGUCACACCAGUGUCUCAUUGUCCAAGCAUCCCACAUGAAGCCCAGUAGAGGGGCAUUCCAUCAAGGCAGAUUAAGGAAAGGGCAGGCUUAUUUUGAUAAGUCUUGCUAGUUUAAGUGGGAGAUCACUUCCACUACUUAAGGGCUUCCUGCUCAGUAACCAUGGUAACUUAUACAGCUGAACUACCCUGCUCCAUGACGGGUUAACUGUCAGGCUUAGUGAAACAGCACAUCAAAAAAAUCCCCAAAAGACAGUUCUGUACAGUGCAUUUUCACAGGAAACAUUUUUAUGCCGUGUGUCAGGUGUUUUUCUCACAAUGUGACCGAGCAUGAAUUUACAUGUUCCACUUAGUUCCAAAGAACGUAAUAAUAAAAUUAAAGUUCUCUGACACAGGCCGACAUAUUUCAGUUAAUCCACCAUUUUAUUUGUGAUCACCCUGUUUUAGUUCAGAGUGUAGCAAUGCCCACAUUUCCCAUCAUGCCUAGUGCUGGACUGAGUGGUGAGUGGUUUGCAGUUAAGUUUGCUGUUUUAUGUUCCAAAACAUUAAAGUCACAUUUUAUCAGUGA
Epinephelus lanceolatus (giant grouper) is the source of this 2306-nucleotide messenger RNA. The record is from RefSeq and is a predicted model, not a curated record. NCBI's taxonomy places the organism in Eukaryota, Metazoa, Chordata, Actinopteri, Perciformes, Serranidae.